UGCCGGGCUAGAAAGAAACCACUAGCAGUUGCUCCCCCACAUCUCAGCCCCGCCCGGUUGUAAGAUGGCGGCGUCGGGGUCACGUGGGGCGCGCCCUGGCGGGGACAUGGCGGCCGCGGAGGGAGACGCGCUGGACGCAGAAAGCAAGAGCGAGGAGGUGGAGGAGCAGCUGGUCAUGGUGGAAUUAUCUGGAAUUAUUGAUUCAGACUUCCUAGAAAAAUGUGAAAACAAGUGCAAGAUUUUGGGAAUAGACACAGAUAGACCCAUUUUACAAGUGGACAGAUAUGUCUUUGCUGGAGAGUAUGAAGAUGCCCUUGGAACCUGUGUGGUCUUUGAAGAAAAUGCAGAACAUGUGGAUGCAGAAGGCAACCAAAAAGUACAGUUGAAAUACAAGUGCCACACAAUGAAGAAGUUAAACAUGACACGAACACUCUUAACGGAGAAGAAGGAAGAAGAAGAGACCAUAGGUGGUGUGGAGUGGUUACAGAUCAAGGACAAAGAGUUCUCAUACAGCAGACCCAAUAUGAUUUGUAGCUUUCUGCGUGAAAAGGAAGAUUCUGAGGAGGCAGCUCCAACCCAGGAAAAACUGACAGAAGAGUCAGAGGAAGAGGUCAGUGACAGAGGGAACUCUGACCUCAGUUACGAACUGGAAAAAGAGCAAAGCAUGGAUAACGCUGUCGCUCUCCCUGAUAGAACUGCUUCUGAAGCAGAGAACUUGACCACUGAUAUUAGUCAGGAUAUUACCUUGGAUGUUGCCCCCAGUUGAUACCAAGUCUCCAGCAUCCGGAAAUUUAUUACUAAUGGACCAAAUUUUAAAGGUACUUAAUUCCAGCUUAUCUAAAUUAAUAGAGCAAAGAUGCACACGCAUUUGGAUGAAAUUGUAUGUCUUAAAUAUUGUGAUGUCAAUACCAUCUAUGUGUUACAUGUAUGCAUUUCUAACUCGCAUUUCCCUACCUCGGAGUUGAAGAAAAGUAACAAAUGAUUAACUGAUAAAGUUGUGCUACAGAAAACUUUCACUACACAGACAUUCAUAAAAAUCACUUUUGUUUGUAAAAUGUUUUGUAAAAUACAGUCUUGAUAUCUUGAACGGUUUCAG
Gavialis gangeticus (Gharial) is the source of this 1096-nucleotide messenger RNA. It is a transcript of the gene GTF3C6, whose product is annotated as general transcription factor IIIC subunit 6. Lineage: Eukaryota; Metazoa; Chordata; Crocodylia; Gavialidae. Gene Ontology annotation, cellular component: transcription factor TFIIIC complex. Bases 65 to 766 code for a protein of 233 amino acids. The transcript has 6 exons. The record is from RefSeq and is a predicted model, not a curated record. Gene Ontology annotation, biological process: transcription by RNA polymerase III.